Molecule: messenger RNA, 4053 nt
Organism: Aspergillus steynii IBT 23096
Lineage: Eukaryota; Fungi; Ascomycota; Eurotiomycetes; Eurotiales; Aspergillaceae
Gene: bud4
Product: putative GTP binding protein (Bud4)
Exons: 5
Coding region: 1-4053 (1350 amino acids)
Molecular function (GO): GTP binding
Source: RefSeq, a predicted model, not a curated record
AUGAGUUCUGGACAAGGCCAGCGGCCAUUAUCAGAAGUGAGUCCCAUGGCUCAGAGAAGAAAUUCACCGAUCUGGAAUCAAAACAUGAAAGCAACGAAAAACAUUGAGUCGUCGCCUUACGACGCACCCGCUUCACCGCGUCUCUUCUGGCAAGGUCGCGAAUCUGGCUCUCCCUUCCACAGGAACUCGGAGAACCAGGCUCCUUAUGACCCUGAGUCUUCUUUUACUCCAUCAAAGCGGCCCUCGCUCGAGAAUCUGAAGCGCCAGUCGCGCGUCAAGAACAGCCACAUGUUCCGCGACCACAAUCAGGAGUACGACCCAGCCCAGGUUUACGUGCCCCAGAGACCGCUGUCGACGACCAAGUCACCACAGAAGCAAUUGCAGGACGCUCAGCCAUCACCAAGACCCAGCGAUCGAGAUGGUGCCCAGCAAAUUGGUCCCCGACCGCCAUCCCCAAGCAAGGACCAAGUGCCCCCGGCGAAAUCCUCCUUGUCCCGAGCGAGCCGCUUCGGUGUCAAGGAUAUGGGAUUCGACCCCCAGAAUGAAAUCUGGUCGGACUUCGACAGCCGCUACACGAAGAGCGUCACCUUCGAUGCGGCGCCACCUCAGGUAAACGAAUAUGAAAUGACCACGCCGGACCCCUCGUCGAUCGCAUCGGGGUCUCGUGACGGUAGCUACGACUCCGAAGAGGACGAAGCGGACAUCAGUUUCGACCGCGAAUCAUCCAUCGAUCGUGAUGAUAGUUUCGAUGCCUCCUUGGAGGACCUCGAAAAGACGCCGGUCGUGCUGCCCGAGGAUUGGCGUUACAUGAGCCCAUCCAAUGCGAACGAGGGCUUGGUGAAAGAGGACGAAGACCCAUUUACCGAGGACGAUGAGAGUGAGAGUGGCGAUGUGCAGCCAUCAUCCCGCCAGGAGAUGCCGGCAACGCAUUCUCGUGUCGAGUCUAUGGACUCCAACGAAGAGCGUCGGCCUUUGCCGCCCUUGCCCGCUGCAGGUGGGGCAUCAUUCUCCCCGCGGCCUUCGUCACCCGGUAAACUCGCAGCUGCGUUUGAGCGUGGAAGUGGCGGCGGUAGUCAACGAGUCCUCCCCUCACCCCCUGGCCCAGCUACGUACAGCAAGGCAGACAUCACCGAUUUGAGCCACACUUCCAUGUCGCUGGAGGACCGACUGCGAUUGAUGAUGAUCCAGGAGAAGGAACGUGAAGGCCACAGCCGGGAAGAGCCGCCUCAGCACGAGGGCCUUGAUGAGCGACACUCAAACGAGGUGGAGCCCCAGGCAGAUCACGUCGAGAACAAGGACAACGAAAGCAAGCCAGCCGAGAACCAGCCCAAGGAUGAGACUGUGGAGGAUGAGUCGGGGAGAUACUCGCCGCCUCACAUCUCCCGCGAUUCGAUCCUGAGAGAUCUGCGGAAGAGCGAGAGCUUUAUGGACGACUCCUUCGAGACCUCUUCACAGAUCGAGUCCGACAACGAACAAUACAUGCAUUACGAUCCCGACGUUCCGAUUCCGUCGCUUGAACACGAUAACGAAUUUGAUGAUGAUGACGAUGACGACACUAACAGCGUUAUUGUCAAACAAGAAGAGCCCGAAAAUGACCUUUAUGACAUACCCGAUUAUUAUGAGACCGUCCCCUCCAAGGACUCCUCCUUCAAGAGUUUACAGGACAAGCAAGGCCUCGAUGACGAGAGCAAAUACUCGAGCGAGACUGAAGACUAUUUUGGCCAAUCACGCGGAUCGCAAUCCGACGAGGGACAGUCGACCCCCGUCCCAGUGGAACGAAAGGAGGACAACGAGCACAAGACAACGACCGCAGAGCACCAGGAUAUUAUUCCUGAUGACACUGACUCCGCGCCCAAGAUGGCGGCUCUUCGGGAGUCUUUGCAACGACCCAGAACCCCCGAAGAUCAUCACGAUGAUCUAUCGGAACCCUCUACCCCUGACUCUGUUAUCAGACACCCCAUGAGUGGCGACGAGAGCGAUCGCGACGUGUCACCGGCGGACGAAGCUAUCCCCGAUCCUGUCGCAACUGUUAAGGCCCACGGAGCCGGUCUCAAGACGCGGCCGUCAUUAACUCCUGCGGAUAUUGAAUCGAUGGCCGCAACCCGACGCCAAGUUAGCGGCCAACAUCCCCCGCCGAAUCUUCAGAUGAACAAUCAACAGGAUGAAACGGAUUCGACCGAGAAGCCUGCCCCCUCUGACGGAUUCCUUGCCGCUCCCCAACCGCCCAAAGAAGCCACCCAGCGACAGAGCAGUCUGAUGCAGCUCGAUAUCCCAUUCAGUAUCCAGGAGGAAAGCCUUGGAUUUGGUCUAGACAAGGAGUUUGACCGAGUGAUCGAAACCCAAAAGAGAGGCUACCUCAUGCGACAGAACACCAAGAUGAUCAUCGCCAGCAGUCGCCCCGAGGAAGAGCCUGCCCCUACCCCCGCCGAAGGUCCCAGCGAUCCCCGUGCCGCACGAUCCCCCGCGCCCUCGCCCCGCAAAGCCAGCCAGCAGACGUGGACGACAGUCCCAUGGAAUGGUCAGCCCCGGCGUUCCAGCAUUCGAACCUCCUCGAGCGCCAUCCGAAAGAAGCCCGUAUCGGGUCCCGCGCCUCCUCUUCCCGGACAGCAGAGCAACGUGCAAGAGACGCCCGCCACGAUCGAGGAGAGUGAGCCGGCGCUGAAUGGGGCCCUUGAAGAAGGCGAAGAACGUGGUCGUCUCUUUGUCAAGGUUGUUGGCCUGAAGUACCUGGACCUGCCAGUUCCGCGGGGCGAGAGAUCGUACUUCUCCCUUACAUUGGACAACGGGCUGCACUGUGUGACCACAGCCUGGCUCGAACUGGGCAAGUCCGCCCCUAUCGGACAAGAAUUCGAGCUGAUCGUCCAGAACGACCUCGAAUUCCAACUCACUCUGCAGAUGAAGGUUGACGAUGAGCGGUUCCGCACGCCAGAGCCGGCUCCCGCGGCGUCGCCCACCAAGCAAAAAGCGUCGACUUUCAGCCGAGUGUUUGCUUCUCCCCGGAAGCGCAAGGAGCUGGACAUGAAGCAGCAGCUUGCCUCGCAGCAGCAGAAGGGUAAAGAUGUUAACGCCGGCGUGUGGGAUCGGCUGCGAAGUCUGAUUGCCCGUGACGGUAGCUUUGCUCGUGCGUACGUGGCACUCAGUGACCAUGAAAAACAUGCCUUUGGGCGACCGUACACCGUGGACAUCGCUUGUUUCAACGAAUGGGCGGUUGAGGAGCAGCCGAGCAGCGUCAAGAGCAAGAAGAGCACCGCAAGCUCGGCGUCUCAGCGUCGACCCCCUUACAAGAUCGGCAAAUUGGAGCUGCAGCUGUUGUUUGUUCCUCGACCCAAGGGUACCAAGGACGACGACAUGCCCAAGAGCAUGAAUGCUUGCAUCCGGGAGAUGCGGGAUGCCGAGAGCGUGUCGGCUCGCAGCUAUGAAGGAUUCCUUUCCCAGCAGGGAGGAGACUGUCCGUUCUGGCGACGUCGUUUCUUUAAGCUUCAGGGGUCUAAACUCACAGCGUUCCACGAGACCACGCGGCAGCCUCGUGCAACCAUUAACCUGUCCAAGGCUUCCAAGCUUAUCGACGACCGGUCUUCGUUGACCCAGAAGGAGACCAGCACCCGCGGUGGGGGACGCCGCAAAUCCGCCUUCGCCGAAGAGGAGGAGGGAUACAUGUUUGUGGAGGAAGGAUUCCGCAUCCGCUUCGGCAACGGCGAAGUGAUCGACUUCUACGCCGACAGCGCUGCCGAAAAAGACGGAUGGAUGAAGGUGCUGGCGGAUGCAGUCGGCAAAGGAUCCGGUGGCAGCAGCCAGGUGAAGCCGUGGACCGACUUCGUGCUGAAGCAUGAACGCAGCGUCAAGGCCCGGCGGGACACCGGCGACGCUCCGCGCUCGUCUCUGGCCGCUCCGCCGCCGCCGCGCAAGGAUCCCGUGCCGGCGGCGCCUCCGUCGGCCUCGCGCGUACCGGCGCCUCCCGCGUCGUCGCGGCCUCGUCACCGCCACACGCAGUCGCAGCCCGAAGUUCGCAGUGCGGAUGCUCGGCGCAACAAGGCCCGCUCGUUGAUGUUCUAG